Zea mays is the source of this 3448-nucleotide messenger RNA. Its product is annotated as probable disease resistance protein RF45. The record is from RefSeq and is a predicted model, not a curated record. Bases 234 to 3062 code for a protein of 942 amino acids. Gene Ontology annotation, molecular function: ADP binding. Gene Ontology annotation, biological process: defense response to other organism. The transcript is spliced from 4 exons. NCBI's taxonomy places the organism in Eukaryota, Viridiplantae, Streptophyta, Magnoliopsida, Poales, Poaceae.
AGAGACUCGAGCAGACAAUCCUCCGUAGAGCCAAGUGCCUGUUUUGAUAAUUCUGCCAUACCUGAGGUAGCAGCGCUAAUUUGAGAACCCUUCCAUCUGUCAGAGCAUGUAAAAGAGCAGAAUCCGCUACGACUGAACUUUGCAGGAGCACUUGUGAAGUUGGUAUUCUGUGUGUGUGGUGCAGAAGCUCAGAGAAACAAGAUUAUCGGCGGUGUGCAUAUAUAGCAAGGGAGAUGGCCCAACAGGCAGUUUUUGCGGUGCUGGAGCGGGGUGGUAGCAUUGCAGUUGAUGAGGCCGUAUACUUGUUGGGCGUCUCUGAAAAGCUGGAAUCAGCCAAGAAGCAACUCCUACUCAUGCAAGCCUUUCUCAUGGACCUGGAUGAAAAGAUGCUGAAGGGUAACUUCAUGGCUAGGCAUCUAGCUUCCGAGGUUCGGGAGAUCGCAUAUGAGGUGGAGGACAUCAUUGACACCGCCAACAUCUUGAUGAGGAGAAACGGCCCCAAGACAUCAGUCAGAGGGGCCAUGUCCAAAUAUGCUUGCUUCCCCAUAUACCUCACUCGUCUCCACAAGCUGGGAUCAAGGAUAGAUUCAACUGAAGAAAGGAUGAAAAAACUUUUCGGCGACUUUGAGAAAUUCAACAUCGCUGCUAAUGCAAUUGCAGAAGAACCACGGCGUUACAUCACCGAGGAUGAUGACAUUCGGCAUAGGCGAUUGGUUCAUCCCAACUCGGGUGAUCAAGUUGGUGUCAUUGGGUUUGAUGAGCAGAUUAAACAGAUCGAGUAUGACUUGCUAGACACAAAGAACAGGCACCUAACCGUUGUUUCCAUUGUAGGUCCCGGUGGGGCAGGCAAAUCAACAAUGGCUAAGAAGGUGUAUAGUUUGCCUGCAGUGAAGGGACACUUUAAAGUUCAUUGUUGGUUAACUGUGUCCCAACGAGCUGUUGCAACUCAUGAUUUUUUGAAAGAGGUGGUUAAGAUGGUUGUGCCUUCUCACCUCAUGAAAGUUAUGGUUCUGCGUGUGAUGGGGGAUGUCAAGGUCAAGAAAGUCGACAACGCUAGAAAGAUGAUGACCGAGAAGGAGGAGAAGAAAAUUUGGGAAGACCAGAAAGCUAAAGAGCUCGAGGAAGCUAAAGAGCUUGAUAAGCUGGAGGAGCAUGAGGUGAAAAAGCUGCUUCACGAGUUUGCACUGAGUCAAAGGUAUUUGAUAGUGUUGGAUGAUAUAUGGAGCAAAGAUGCCUGGGAUGCUAUCAAGCAUGCCUUCCCUAAUCAGAAGAAUGGCAGCAGAAUCAUUCUGACCACACGCAAUGUGGAUGUUGCAAAGCUUCCCGGUGCAAGGAAGAAAAUCUACAGGCCAAAGCUCCUGAAUGAAGAUGAAAGCACCCAGUUGCUUCUUACCACGGCCCUCCCAGAGUACAUCUUGGAUGGCGGGCAAAACUUGGACGAGUUGAAGGAGCUGGGCAAAGAGCUUGCAAUAAAAUGUGGUGGCCUGCCUCUUGCUUUGAUUGUUUUGGGGGGAUACCUGUCAAGGAAUCUUGAUGUUGGCGAGUGGAAGAGGUUGUUAACAAACAGUAUGGAUUGGCAUGAUUUGAUCACCUCCGAUAGGGUCAUUGGUGCCAUACUGGAUCUUAGUUACUAUGACAUGCCGAGUCAUCUGAGAUCAUGCUUCAUGUACACCACGGCCUUCCCUGAAGACUCUCCUAUUGAUGUGCGAGUUCUGGCAAUGCUAUGGAUUGCUGAGGGUUUCAUCCCGCUGGUCCGAGGCCAGACCCGCGAAAAAGUAGCCUUAAAGUAUGUGGCUGAGCUAGUGCAGCGGUGCAUGAUCCAAGCGGAGGGAUGGACGAACUCUGGGAUGAUCAAGGUGGUCAAGGUGCAUGACAUCCUGCGCGAGUGGGGGUUUGGACGAGCUCAGAGAGAAGGGUUUAUGAAAGAUUGCCAUUCUGCGGAGGAUAUCGAGGUGGCCUACUCGGGGGAGGAGAUGAUGAAAGCUUACCGAGUGGUGCUCCACAGCUCACUGUCACUGGAAAGGGGAGUUGGAACCACCACGAGAAAGCUUCGCACUCUAUUAGACUUCAACAACCACACAUCAGUACAGGUGCCAAAAUCGUUCCAGGGUUUACGCGUGCUUCACCUGAACUGUUCUGGCGAGGUUUCUCUGCCAAAGGAUAUUCACCAGAUGAGGUAUUUGAGAUAUCUUGGCUUGGGAGGCAACUGCUCCUAUGAUCUCCCUUCCAACAUUGGAGGCCUCUUAAGCCUCGAAACACUGUACUGCACAGCAAGUAUAGACCACAUCCCAGCAUCAUUGUGGCGGAACAGGACACUGAGGCAAGUGCAUAUCCCCUAUGCUAGAAGCUUAUCAUCACCACAGAUCGGUUCACAGUCAUCAAAGGUUCUUGUUAUACUAGUAGAUUGUGGGAGCAGUACCCAUAUGGACGAUGCUAAGCGGAUUGUGGAGAAAACUAGAAGGCAAGUGCUGAGGAACAAGAACCUGGAUCUCUCGUUCUGCUUGGGGGUGGAGUAUGGGAAAUAUGGCAUGGAAGUCAUAGGGAGAUGCAAUACGGGGGUCCAGUUCCCCAUCGACCUCCUCAAUUUUGAUGAGACGCAUGAUUACUGGGAACUGAAGAUUUGCUGCGCCAAUCUACUCAGCAAUGAUCACAAGAUCCUGGAGCUUGGGAGGAUAAAAAACCUCAAGGUGCUAGAGAUAGGCGAGCAGUCAUAUACUGGCAAGGUGAUGGUUUUCCCGUCAGGCAGCUUCAUGACACUUGAACGACUGGUGCUCUACGAUCUUGCAGUGGAGAAAUGGAAAAUUGAGUGUGGAUCCAUGAUAUGUCUCAGGGUGUUGACGCUUUGCAAGUGCCCCAAACUGGUCCACCUGCCUGAAGAGUUGUUAAGGCUUCCGAAACUACGCAGUCUGGCUCUUAUCGCAAUGCCUCUGGGUUGCUACCAGAAAGGUGAGGUUCCUCAGGGGGUGAAGAUUUCAGAGUCAGAUGAUGAGAAAGUUUUCCAGCAUCUUCCUAUUUGGCGGUGGCUCCACCUGUCUGCCCCGCCCGCAUUUGAUGAAUACUAGAAAACUUGGCCACGACACUACUAAAGGUUCCACAACACUGACAUGUAUCUUUGCAACUGCUGUGAUGUGUGCUUUUCAAAAGAACUAUGGUCUGUAAAGAUAUAUGGGUAUUAUACCUGUGGGCUGUAAAUAUGUGACGCCUUGUUUAGAUGAAUAAGUAGACACUUCAGAGUUGAAAUAUAUGGGUAGACCAAGCACAAACUUGUGUCAUAGUUAAUAACACCACGUCUACAAAAAUGAUACAUAUAUGCAUAAUCAGUCAACUCGGUAUGCAUAAAAUAUAUGUCUGUUUUCUUUAAAAGAUGUGUAAUAUAUAUGUAUAAAAAUGAUGCAUGUAUUAGAGUAAAUAGGAAUAGUACCACAUUGCCUACCAACAUGGAUGCUAG